This is a messenger RNA of Hevea brasiliensis (rubber tree), 911 nucleotides long. RefSeq lists its product as uncharacterized. The record is from RefSeq and is a predicted model, not a curated record. The coding region runs from base 129 to 698 and encodes 189 amino acids. NCBI's taxonomy places the organism in Eukaryota, Viridiplantae, Streptophyta, Magnoliopsida, Malpighiales, Euphorbiaceae. The transcript is spliced from 3 exons. Gene Ontology annotation, molecular function: fatty acyl-CoA hydrolase activity.
GAACUAGAAUCAUAUCAUGGGCUUGGUCUCAAGAAGAUGAGAGGGCACCGCUUUUACAAGAUUGGGCUUGAUUUGUCCUUACCGUUAAAUUCCAGCUUGCCGAAGAUUCGGGGUGACGCUGGGAACAAAUGGCAAACACUAAGAAUUCUUCAACCACCACCACCACUGUCUCCCCGGAAGAAAAAGCGUCAUCUUCUUCAAUAGCAGCUGCGGUCUCCAAAGCAUUGCCUUCACAGUAUGUGCACGAGGUUGAAAGUUUUUUCAUCCGCAAGGGAAUUUCAAGCCCUCUCGCUGAAAAUCACAAAUCCUUGGAUUUCUAUUCCCAUCUCUUUCGCCAUCUUCUCAAAGUCAACCAUGUCUACAAUGGACGCGUCUCUUGCUUCUUCUCCGUCCUACCGGCUUUCAUCAAUAUUUUCAAUGGACUGCACGGAGGAGUUACUGGAGCUAUAGCAGAGAGAGUGGCAAUUGCUUGCGCUAGAACAGUAUUGGCCGAGGACAAGGAACUCUUUCUUGGCGAAUUGAGCAUGUCUUAUCUCUCUGCCGCUCCACUAAACGAGGUUUGUGUAGCUGAUGUGUCUAUUGUGAGUAGUGGAAGAAAUUUGACUGUAGUUGCAAUGGAGUUCAAAAUCAAGAACACUGGGAAAGUGGUCUGCACCGCUCGAGCUACAUUCUACCACAUGCCUAUUGCCAAGUUAUGAAAUUUGUGUAGAUUGACAUAUGUAUGAGCUCUUUUACAUUAAUUCAAUAAGGAUAAAAUCUGGAUUGCCACGUUCAUUCUGCAGAUUUCAACAGUUAUUAAUGUAAUUAGCACUUCCUGCAUGAAAAUGCUUUUAUGUUUCCAAGGCCUAAGAGAGGCAAUUUGCUGAGUGCUAAGCUUCACUUGGAGUUAGAGAGAUUAGUUUCUUCUGUUA